AGAAGCACUGACCCUCAGAUGAUUCAAAAGAGGAAGGAAGAGAAAACUCCACAAUUUAAGUACAAAGAAGUCGUGAGAGGGAAAGAUAAACGCGCGAAGCUCAACGGAUACUUUUGUGCGGAUUGUGAAAAGUAUUAUGGAGGUCUGAAAUUGAGCGAAGAUGAGAUGAAAGAGCGUCUCAAGGCCUGCUCAAGACAUCGCGCCCGAUUCUCCCCUCCGCCCAGCACGCCUGACCAUUUUUGGGAGGUUGAUUUCAUGAACACGGACGAAUACAUCGAAAAAGGUUUCAUGAGAACGGAGUCUGAACUACCGGCCGGGAAACGGAAACUUAAAAGUCGGAGAUUGAAACUAGGAGAGAGGAAGAAAUAGAAAAUAUUUAAUCUUUUAAAAGUGUGAUACGAUAUGUGGACGUGUCUAUAUGAUAAGUUUAAUUAAUUAUGAAUUGUGUUUAUGAAUUUAUGUAAAAUUGAUAUUAAUUGCUAAAUUUGUGGAAAAAAAUCGCUGAUUUUUGUUCAAAUUAACGUUCCCAACAUUGAAAGACAUAUUGAGUGGCUAUAUACUGUCAAUUCUUUGAGAUCCCCUAACGUUAAAGCAUUUCAAUAUAUCAGACGAGGUUUCCGUCUUCGACGAGUUUCCCGUCUCUAAAUGAGUGACUAAAUCAAUCUGCACUUUAUUGCGUUCCAUUUUUUAUACGAAUCUAAAAAAUCAGGAUCCUAAAAAUCCAAGUAUAGAUUUACAAAAGGAACGCGACUUAGA
Messenger RNA from Dendronephthya gigantea, 756 nucleotides. RefSeq names its product DNA endonuclease RBBP8-like. Gene Ontology annotation, molecular function: double-strand/single-strand DNA junction binding; Y-form DNA binding; double-stranded DNA binding. NCBI's taxonomy places the organism in Eukaryota, Metazoa, Cnidaria, Anthozoa, Malacalcyonacea, Nephtheidae. Gene Ontology annotation, biological process: DNA double-strand break processing involved in repair via single-strand annealing; double-strand break repair via homologous recombination. The record is from RefSeq and is a predicted model, not a curated record. Gene Ontology annotation, cellular component: site of double-strand break. Bases 19 to 369 code for a protein of 116 amino acids. The transcript has 3 exons.